Rhodamnia argentea is the source of this 969-nucleotide messenger RNA. Its product is annotated as TMV resistance protein N-like. Gene Ontology annotation, molecular function: ADP binding. NCBI's taxonomy places the organism in Eukaryota, Viridiplantae, Streptophyta, Magnoliopsida, Myrtales, Myrtaceae. Gene Ontology annotation, biological process: defense response. The coding region runs from base 24 to 671 and encodes 215 amino acids. The record is from RefSeq and is a predicted model, not a curated record. The transcript has 2 exons.
CCCUGUUUGUUGGUAUCCACAGAAUGGGAGGCAUUGGUAAGACAACUAUUGCUAAAACCAUCUAUAACCAGCUCUUGAAUCAAUUUGAGUAUCGUAGCUUCAUUGCUGAUAUUAGGGAGAAAUAUAAGAAUGGCGUUGAGCGCUUGCAUGAUCAGUUGAUCCAUGAUAUACUGAAGGAAGAAAAUCUAGUUCGUAAUAGGGAUGAAGGGAUUAAGCUCGUCUCAUCCCGCUUUAAAGAUAAGAAAGUGCUGAUUCUCCUCGAUGACGUGGAUGCUGAUUCUCACUUGGAGGAUUUGGCCGGAAAGCGUGAUUGGUUUUCUUCGGGAAGUGUGAUCAUUAUUACCACGAGAGACGAGAGUAUUCUUGACAAAGCACGUGUGGACUAUAAACAUGACCACCAGGUUUUGGAUGAGGAUAGUUCUUUGAUUCUGUUUAGUAGACAUGCGUUUCGAAAUGACGCUUCUCCAAGUGAAUUUCAGAAACUCACCGAUGAAGUUGUGUCCACCACCGGAAGGCUUCCCUUAUCUCUUAAAGUUUUAGGUUCAUUUUUGUGCGAUAAACCGCGAGGAGUAUGGGAAGAUACGAUAAAACAGUUAAGAAAUGUCCCAGAUAAGGAAGUGCAAAAAAGGUUAAAGAUCGAUUCUGACGCAUUAGAGGAGGGACAGAAAUAGAUAUUUUUGGAUAUCGCUUGUUUUUUCAUUGACAACGACCUGAGAAUCGCAUCCUACAUGUGGGAUGCUUGCGACUUUUACCCAAAGAAGGGAAUUGAAGUACUAAAAUUAAGGUCGCUAAUUAAAGUUGGAGAGGAUUAUAAGCUCGGAAUGCAUGACCAAUUGCGAGAUUUUGGUCUAGAAAUCGUCCGCCAAGAAGAUGAGAGGGAGCCUCGAAAUCACAGCAGGUUACGGGACUCGAAGGAAGUCAUGAAAGUGCUAGAGGAAGAUGAGGGAACAAAAGAGAUUGAGGCCAUUU